AUGUCGAGCUGGCUGUGGAGCGAGCGGUUUUGGCUGCCCGAACGCGUCAAGUGGGACGAUUUCGCGCCGCGAGUGGUGGACGGCAAGUUGGUCACGUUCCCGCAGUUCUACGAGCUCGGCUACGGCGUUCUGGCCGGCGUGAUACUGUUGUUUCUGAGGAUUUUCGUCGAGAGUUUCGUCCAACUGCCGGUCGGCCGCGCCAUCGGCUUGUACAAGCUGAAGGAGGGACAAAGCACGCUCUCAGCGAGCAUAGCUCACUUCAACGGAGGAUGUCUCUGUAAGUUUUUGGAAGAUUAUUGCAUUUUUUUUUUGAGUUUAGGUCGGAAGUUUUGGAAAUGCAACGGGAUUUUGGAGGAUAUUACACUAGACUAAAGUAAUGUCCGAAAAUCGAAAAUGAUACGUCAGAAAUGAUGUUAAUGAUUUUUUUCAUGAUCUAGAAGACCUCUAGAAGAGAUGCUGUAUCAACUUUUCGUAAAAAUAAUUGUAUUUUCGAAUAUAUUUUUUGCUUCUAACUUCAUGUUGUAUAUAUUUAGAAAAAUCUGGCCUAAAAAUAAUAGUUCCCCGAAAAUUUCAGCCCAAUCCCGCUUCAAAAAGGUCGCUGAGACAGUGUGGCGCUUGGUCUAUUACAGCACGAUAUGGGUAGUCGGCAUCUAUGUGCUCCAUGACCAGCCACAAUGGAUGAAUGUGGAUGACAGCUGGAGGAAUUACCCGUUCCAUGCGAUGGUGGACAAGGUCUGGUGGUACUACACAAUUCAAUCCGGAUUUUACUGGUCGCUACUUAUCGGGUGAGACGGUUUUUUUGGGAAAUUUUUUUGAAAUUUUAUAAAUUUUUUUUUUUUUUUUUUUUUGGUUUUAUGGAUUAUAAGUAAUAAUAUGUAAUUUCAGGUCAUUUACGAUCGAUGUAAAGCGCUCCGACUUUUGGGAGAUGGUCAUCCAUCACGUGGCGACCAUUUUGUUGUUAUCCCUCAGCUGGACCACAAAUUUUGUCCGCGUCGGAACAUUGGUCCUCAUUUGUCACGACACGGCGGAUAUAUUGCUGUAGGUGGAUUUAAAGAAUAUUUACGUUUUAUUUUUAGUGCUUUUGGGGCUGAUAUUUGAGGUUUUUUGGCCAAAAAUGCCCUCAAUGUGCCAUGUGUAAUAUUUUGAUGAAAAAGUUGGGCAAAAAGAAGAGUAGCAGAAGAUCUGGAGGUUCGAAUAUAAGCCAGGUUUACUGAGUGAUGCUGUGUGCUGAGAUUUUUACUUUUAAGGCUUUAGAUAAAAUUUUUGUGACCAGUUUUUGUCAUGGAUAAGAUUUUGAUGAAAAGUUGAGGAAAAUACGUGAAAAUGGAAGUAAAUCUAAGUUGAUGGUCGUUAGCAAGUCAGAUUGAGAAAUUUUAGAGUCGAAAACUUGAGUUUGCAAAAAUUUUGAGACCAUUUUUUUAAUUCCUAUCAAGUGCAAUAUAAUUGAUGUCAAAAAAAUCCCAAAAAAUCUAAAAAAAAUGGUAUAAUAUUGUCUUCAGUGACCUCGGGAAGCUGUUCCGCUACGCGAAAUGGGAACGUGCCCUGACCGUGACGUUCUUGGCCCUGUUGGUCACAUGGAUUUUGACCCGCAUCCUGCUGUUCCCCUUGAUUAUCAUCCGCUCGAUCGUCGUGUCGGCCCCCAAAUCCAUCCAGGCCGACUACGAAUGGCUGAACCUGCUGCAACGCCCGAUUGUGCCGCGAAUUUUCACCUCGUUGUUGUUGAUUCUGUUGAUUUUGCACUUUUUCUGGACCUUCCUCAUGCUGAAGAUUGCCUACAAGUCGACGCAAAAAGGCGGCGGAGUCGACGACAUCCGCGAGGACUCGAGCUCCGAGGACGACAAAACCAAACAGGAGUAG
Bursaphelenchus xylophilus (pine wood nematode) is the source of this 1857-nucleotide messenger RNA. The record is from the annotation of a GenBank genome assembly. Lineage: Eukaryota; Metazoa; Nematoda; Chromadorea; Rhabditida; Aphelenchoididae.